Messenger RNA from Anolis carolinensis (green anole), 2187 nucleotides. RefSeq names its product M-phase phosphoprotein 10 (gene mphosph10). Gene Ontology annotation, biological process: rRNA processing. Lineage: Eukaryota; Metazoa; Chordata; Lepidosauria; Squamata; Anolidae. Bases 72 to 2126 code for a protein of 684 amino acids. The record is from RefSeq and is a predicted model, not a curated record. The transcript is spliced from 11 exons. Gene Ontology annotation, cellular component: sno(s)RNA-containing ribonucleoprotein complex; Mpp10 complex; nucleus.
CCAGCCGGAAGAUUUAGAAGUGAAGUGUCCCGUCGAAAUAGGGCCGGGCAAGAGAAGGAAGAGAAGGCAGCAUGGAGGCCUCGGCACCGGCGGGGAGGCUCAACUCCUGCCUGGAUGUGCUGAGUUCCUCCACAGCCCGACCCGAGCUCUUCCUCAGCGUUCAAGAAGGCCUUGCUGGCGAAUUCAUCUCCCUGACCAAGACCCUGUAUGAUUUCCACAAGGCUCUUGGGUCGGACGUUAUUUCCGGAAGCCCCUUAAAGGAGCUGGUGGUGGAGAACUUUGAUGAGGAACAGAUCUGGCAACAGUUGGAGCUCCAGAAUAAUGCGGCUUUGGGCCACUUCCAGGAAGCGGUUGCAAAGAGCGUGAAGGAAGAGGCGGAUAUUUCCCUUCUGGAACCCUUGGAGGAAGAAGACGAAGAAGAAGAGAAAGAAGAAAGCGAUGAAGAGCAAAUGGAUGCUGAGGACCAAACAGAGGAAGAAGCAGAGAUCCAAAACGAUCACCUUGAAGAGGAAAGUGAUCAGUCGGGAAAGAAAGGACUCAAAGGAACAGAAACACAUUCGUUUAGCGAUGAAGACUCCGAUAUAGACUUUGACAUCGAUGAACUAGAACAGAGGACCAAAAGGUUGAAAAGCGCUGUGAAAAAAUCUGGAGAGACAUCCAUUGUGGACGAUAGGUUUUUCAAACUCUAUGAGAUGGAGGCUGCUUUGGACGCGGCAGAGAAAAAAGAAAGCAAAGCGAAGGAUGAUAAGGAUGAGGAUGACGACGACAUAGAUUAUUUCGAGGAAAUUAUUUCUGAGGACGAUGAGGAUGACGGUGAAGAAGAAUUUGGAAACGCCAGCAUGAUGCUGACAAAAAGUGCUCGCGAUCUUAAAUACAAAGAUUAUUUUGAUCCGGUGGAUGAUCAUGAAGGCUUCACCGGUGAAAGCAAAGAUAAUGGUGAAGAUGAACAGAGCGAAGGAGCAGACGAUGAUGAUGAUGGUGAAGAAGAAGACGCUAUUGAUGAGAUGGAGGACGACGAGGAUGCCAUUGAACGAGCAGAGAAGGAUAACCUCAGCGAACCUUUUAAGAGAGUGAAGUUCUCUUUACCGUACGACAGCGAUGGGGAAGAAGAUACGCACACCUUCCAGGGAAAGGCAGAGAAAUCCCCUGAAGUGAAAUCGUCCUUUGAGAAGAGACAGGAGAAGCUGAGCGAGAAGAUUAAGAAGCUGGAGAGUGAGCUGCUGACGGAGAAGCCUUGGCAGCUAAAAGGUGAAGUGACCGCACAGAAAAGGCCGGAGAACAGCCUUCUGGAGGAGAUGCUUCUGUUUGACCACGCCGUCAAGAUGGCUCCAAUGAUCACAGAAGAAACAACCCUGGAACUUGAAGACAUUAUCAAAAGGCGGAUAAAAGAUCAGGCUUGGGAUGAUGUUGUCCGUAAAGAGAAACCUAAAGAAGAUCCAUUUGAAUAUAAAAAGCGUUUGACUCUGGAUCAUGAGAAGAGCAAGCUGAGCCUCGCUGAGAUCUAUGAGCAAGAAUAUUUGAAGCUUAACCAGAAUAAAACUGAAGAGGAAGAGAAACCUGAGCACGCUGAGAUCAAGAAGAUGAUGGACUCUCUCUUCCUCAAACUGGACGCCCUUUCCAACUUCCACUUCACGCCCAAACCGCCUGUCCCCGAAGUCAAGAUUGUCUCCAAUCUCCCAGCCAUAACCAUGGAAGAAGUCGCACCCGUGAACGUCAGCGAUGCGGCACUCCUUGCUCCCGAGGAGAUCAAGGAGAAAAACAAAGGCGGGGAGGUGAAAGCCGACGCCGAGAAGAGCUCCACGGACAAAAAGCGGGAGCGGAGGAAGAAGAAGCUGGCGAGGCGGAUCAAGCUGCGGGAGAAGGAGAAGCGCCAGAAGCUCCUGGAGAAGAAGGCGGAGGGAAACCCCAGGUUGUCCAAAAAGGCUUCGGCGGCCGAGCUGAAAAAGCUGACCAAGGAAGGCCGGACUUCGCUGCUCAAGGAUGACGGCAAAGACAAGGCUUUGAAGUCCUCCAAGGCGUUUUUUUCCCAGUUGCAAGAUCAAGUGAAAAUGCAAAUCACAGAAGCCAAGAAAAGCCAGAGGAAGCCCAAGAAACGUGCGCUCUCUGCCCAGAAGCUGAAGCUGUGAUAUAUUAUGCAUGCGAUAUUUUGUAUAAAUUAAAAGUAAGGUGGAUUCUCCCCCUCCUUCA